This is a messenger RNA of Lecanosticta acicola, 3936 nucleotides long. Lineage: Eukaryota; Fungi; Ascomycota; Dothideomycetes; Mycosphaerellales; Mycosphaerellaceae. The record is from the annotation of a GenBank genome assembly.
AUGAUGGACCAGAUCCACGGCGUCGACGUGAGCUGGCUCCACCAUCCGCAUCGAUCCGCCAAGGGUAAGUGCUACAGAGCAUGCUCCAAGUGAGCGAUAAAUGAAAUGGGAAGCUCGGCUUGGUUGACUGGACUUGCCCAUUUCGCAGAUCAGAAGCCCGCACCCGCACCCGCACCCGCACCUACUACUGCCACUGCCACUGCACAGCCCUCUCACGAACGCCAUCCCGACCACAACCGCAACCCGUCGCAAGCGAACGGCCAUCACGCAGACCAGUCCACCAGCAAUCCGCACGAAUCACCGAGUCCUCCCGCCGGCCAUGACAAUCAUGGCAAGCACUCGUACUUUCCCGGUCCUGUGACCCCUCCGGCCCUGUCGCAGCCCGUCUCCGACACCAUCACCGCAUUGCCCUCCACGCCGACGCCUCCAGCGAACACCAUCGCCAAGAGCCAGACGAAACGGCCCGGUCUUCGGAGCCGUGGCAGUUCGGAGAAGCUGAACGAAGAAAAGCCUCGUACCCCACGACGUAGUUCUUCAUGGAUAUCCAACCUCAGCAACAAGUUCUCCUCUACCCCCGAGCGAGGCAGCUCUGUACCAGCACAACCAACUCCCCACCCAAGUGCUACCUCUCCCGGUCCCAGCAUUGGUGGAGCUCAGAGGCAAAGCUCUCCUGCUGAUGCCGAAGAGGCGGAGCCCUACGUCCCGUCAAGACCGAAGGAGUCCACAUCCUUCUUUUCCAAUCUGACCCGGAAGUUGUCUGCGGGCCAGACGCCUGCCACCCCGAAGCCUGUCGGGACUGGCGGCGUGUGUGAACGCAGAGUGCUCAAUGUUGACCCAAACCGUGAACGUUGUCUCGUGCCGGAGUUGGACCCGAGCAGGUUACGAAAAGUUGCCUUUUGCGUAGAUGUCGAGAUUGCCGGAGGCCCGAGAUAUCUGGACGAGGAAGACGACGAGCAAGAUGGCAAGCGCAAGAAGAGCGAUGUGAAGAUGAAGGAGAGGGCAGAAGGCGAGGCGUUGAAACAUCCUCAGGCACUCAAGGAAGAAAAGGAGGAGCAUGGCGAGGUCAAGCUUGAGGGCAAGAACAAGCCACUGCCAAUACCUAAAGACAUCCCCAACGGUGACAAGCUCCCUGGCACAAGUGUGAAAGCCCAAGACGGAAGCCCCCCCCCAAAUGGUAGCCUUGAGAACACUUCGGCGAUUGAUCGCAAGAAGGAAAAGAAGAAGAAGUCGGAAGAGGAGCGCAAGGAGAGGAAAGAAAAGCGCAGGAAAAAGGCCGAAGAGAAUGGAUCGAUUCCAGUUGAACACUCGUUGGACGAUGAUGUCGCUUCAGAGAGGGACGCAGACGCCUUCGCAUCUUCCCUUUCGAACCGGAAGCCUUUACCGACCUCCAGCAACAAUGCACAGCCUCCGAUUACGAAAUGCGAUAGGCCUACGACAGAUCCCGUGCGGAUAUACCGGCGAUGUUGUCAACUACGGGAAACGCCGAUCCUCAAGCGGAUCACAGAGCAGCUGAUGGCUCCCACCUGUUGCGUACCCUACGAGCCUGGGGUCGUAAACUGCCUCGAUCUGACCGGUUCCAGAUUGCAACUCGCGGACAUGAUCACGCUGGGUGAUUGGCUUGCAGUUGUACCCGUCAAAAGACUCUUACUGGAAGACGCCGAUCUGAACGAUGAAGGCUUGCGCUGCAUUCUUGCUGGUCUCCUUGCGGCAAAGAGACCAGAGCCGAACAAACGUCGAAAUACUUCUCCAAAGCACCGAGAGCGAAUCCAGCCCAAGCAUUACCAGGAGCGGGCUGGUGUUGUCGAGAAGAUCACGCUGAAGAAUAAUCCCCGCAUUACGCGCAUGGGGUGGAAACAUAUCAGCUUGUUUCUCUACAUGUGCAGAUCGAUCAAGGCCAUUGAUCUGUCGUUGAUGCGAUUUCCAGACACCCUUCCGCCGAGCGCACACAGCACACACAUCAAAAGCCCUCACCAUGCACCAACAGGCCCCGGCCAUGACGCAGACGCCGCCGAGACGCUUUUCAGGUGCUUGAGUCAACGUCUCGGUGGUGACAGGCUUGAAGAACUCAUCGUCUCCGAAUGCAAUCUCAAAUCACGGCAGAUUCGCAAGAUUGUGGAUGCGGCGAUAAUAUGUGGCAUCCACAGGCUCGGAUUCGCUGGCAACCACCUUGACGACGAAGGACUCGAAAGCUGCGUGCACUACCUCAAGUCGGGCGUCGGCGGUGGUCUAGACAUCGGGGGCAACGACCUCCGUGGCAAAUUGGACAAGAUCGCGGCCGCCCUCUGCGACAGACAAUCUGGAGAAGCCUGUUGGGCGCUCAGUCUGGCAGGAUGCAACUUGGACACGGAAUCCAUCAAGCCUUUAUUCCCUGUGCUGGUGACGCUACACGAUUUCCGCUUCAUCGAUCUCAGCCACAAUCAAGAUCUGUGCGGAAAAGGCAAUGGCACCAUCUCAUUACUGCGCAGAUAUAUAGGCCGAAUGAAAGAUCUGAAGCGGAUUCAUCUCGCUGAUGUCGGCAUGAGUCCGAAGCAGGCGAUUGCUUUGGCUGACGUGCUUCCGGAAGGCCCUAAACUUGCGCACCUCAAUAUACUUGAAAACCCGCAACUGUCAGCACUCGCGAGUGCGAAAGACGAGGCCAGUCAAGGGGAAGCCUGUGCUCUGUAUGCCAGCUAUAUGGCUGCGGUCAGGGUGUCGAACACCUUGAUCUGCAUCGACAUUGACGUAAGUCAUCGAAGCUAUUUGCUACAUGAUGAAGACUAAUGUUACCAGGUUCCGAGUCCAGACAACAGUGAAAUCGUCAAGGCUCUUGCGAAACAAAUGGUCGCAUAUUCUCUGCGGAACAUGGAUCGCUUUGCAAUUGCUGAAGAAACCGGCAAUGGCAAUUCGGCGACUGCCGAUGCCGCUGCAUCCCUGGCCCAACCGCAUGGCGGCGAGCAGCAGCUUAAGGAGAUCACAGUGCCGGAUGUACUCAUGCAUCUGGUCGGGCACGUGGAAGGCAAUCCGGACAAUCAUGACAACGAUCCACCUGCUCCAGAUGACGAUUACAUUGUGGGUGGCACUGGUGUCGUCAAGGCUCUGCAGUAUGUGCUGGGCGAAAAAGCCGACGACCUGCGUCGCAGCAGUAUCCCGAACCCCCCGACGCUGUCAGGCGCCAUGUCUCCUCGCGAAAGGCCUUCCUCUUCCGCAGGGUUCGACGCGGAGCAGCAAGUCAAGGCGAAGAAGAUGAGCAAGAAUCUGCUCGACAGCGCGCGAAAGAUUCGAGCUCGCCUGCAGCCUGCUCUCGCGAAAGAAGCCCGUGGCGGAGACGAAAUGGCUCUGAGGCGGUUGGUGUUCUUAGACCAAACCCUUCAGAGCAUGAUCCAGCGCUUCGAGGAGGAAUAUCCCGAGACACGCCUUGCUCCACCUUCGCCCAAGGCGCUAUCGCUUGCAUCCUCCGGAACCGAACACUCAAUCCCGCUGACGAUCAAUACCGCCGCAACAGAGCUCACCAACAAGUCCGACGACGAAGACGAGUACGAAGAAGACGGCAAAAGCCAUCCCGCCUUCUCGCGUCACAACAGCGACGUCUCGCUCGCCUCGCGUGCACUCGGAAUCGAAGAAGGCCAUCUCCACCGUCUUGGCCAGCGAAUGCGUCGGGAAGUCGUCGACUCACCUGCCACGGCGUUCGCGCCCGACGACGAGACGCCUCCGUGGAAAGAAAUCGAAGCGAAACGCCUGGCCAUCCUCCAGGAGCAAUUCGACAGCAUCAGCGGGCAGGAGUUGAAGACAUUGGUGGAGGAGGGCGGGUGGGAUGCCGCGCUGCGGAAAGUCGACGCGAACAUGGAGGACUUGAUUGCGUUGCAAGAGCAGGAUCCUCAUGCGUGGAAUGCUUUCUUGGAGUCGCAGAUGAAGGCGAGGAUGAAUCUGAGGGCGGACGCGAAGAGUCGAGCGUCGUGA